Messenger RNA from Rhagoletis pomonella (apple maggot), 1624 nucleotides. Its product is annotated as chitinase-like protein Idgf1. Gene Ontology annotation, cellular component: extracellular region. Gene Ontology annotation, biological process: chitin catabolic process; carbohydrate metabolic process. Lineage: Eukaryota; Metazoa; Arthropoda; Insecta; Diptera; Tephritidae. The record is from RefSeq and is a predicted model, not a curated record. Gene Ontology annotation, molecular function: chitin binding. The transcript has 3 exons. The coding region runs from base 430 to 1509 and encodes 359 amino acids.
GAUAAGCAAGUCGGUGAGCUCAGUCUUAAUCAUGACGCUAUUUAACGACUGUCGUUUAUUCAGACUUCGAAAAUUGCAAAUCAGUUGUCCGGAAUCAGUUUCGAUUUUUAACUGCUCAAGACAAGUUCGCUAAAAUUCUUACUAAAUUGUGUGUUUAAAAAAAAAUAAGUAUUUUUAUUUAAAAUUAAUCUAUCAAAAUGCGUUCCCUCUGCACGCUUCUACUACUAUUCGCAGCCGCCAGCUGUAUCUGCUGCUGAAAAGAAUUUGGUUUGCUUUUACGACUCAGCCAGUUAUCUGCGUCAAGGCUUCGCCAAACUACUGCCCUCUGACCUUGAGCUUGGCCUUAACUUCUGCUCGCAUCUGAUCUACGGCUAUGCUGGCCUUAAGCCGCAGACGUUCGAGGUCUUCAGUCUCAAUGUCGAUCUUGAUAUGUUUCAUUAUCACGAAAUUGUGCUGCUAAAGGCGAAAUACCCGAAGAUGAAGGUAUUUCUAAGUGUUGGUGGCGAUCGUGAUGUGGAUGAGGCAAAUCCCCUUAAAUAUAUUGGCCUAUUGGAAAGUGGACGCGCAGAUCAACAGAAUUUCAUUGAUAGCGCAAUUGCGCUGCUGAAACGCAAUGGCUUUGAUGGUCUCGAUUUGGCAUUCCAAUUGCCACGCAAUAAGCCAAGGAAGGUGCAUGGCUCUGUGGGUUCGGUUUGGAAGCAAUUCAAGAAGAUAUUCACCGGUGACUACGUUGUGGAUCCGCUAGCUAGUGAGCAUAAGGAACAGUAUACGGAAUUCACACAAAAUUUGCGCACAGCUUUGCAGCGCUCGAAUCUUUCGCUUUCGAUGACUGUAUUGCCGAAUGUUAAUUCAACAUGGUACUUUGAUAUGCCAAAAAUCAAAAAUAAUUUCGAAUUCAUCAAUCUACUCGCCUUCGACUUUCUCACACCGGAACGCAAUCCCGAAGAGGCGGACUACACGGCACCCAUCUAUCCGCCUGUCGAACACAAUCGCCUGCCACACUACAACAUAGAAUUUCAAGUGGACUAUUGGCUACAGAAUCUAUGUCCAGCACAGAAGUUGAACCUUGGCAUUGCAACUUAUGGACGAGCUUGGAAAAUGACACCCAACUCGGGCUUCUCCGGCGCGCCCGUUGUUCCUAAAACAGAUGGCCCUGCGCCAGCUGGCCUACAAUCGCAAAUUCCUGGACUGCUCAGUUGGCCAGAGAUUUGCGCCAAAAUGCCGAAUAAAGUGAAUGCUGAAUAUCGUGGUGAGAAUGCACCCCUACGCAAGGUCACCGAUUUGCAGCAGCGUUAUGGUAAUUAUGCUCUGCGACCGGCGGACGAUAAUGGCGAGCAUGGCAUGUGGGUGAGCUACGAUGAUCCGGAUUUUGCUGCGAUAAAAGCGAGCUAUGUGCGCACCAAGGGGUUGGGCGAUGUGGCGCUCUACGAUUUGAGUUAUGAUGAUUUUCGUGGACUUUGCACCGGUUCGAAGUUCCCCAUUUUGCGCGCAAUCAAGCACUUCUUAUAAGAUUAGUCUAUAGAUAUAUAGUUAUGUAUAUUUUAUUUAUUAUGGUAAAUACUUAAUUGUACGGUUUUACUUAGUUGUGUUAGAAAAUUAAAUAAAAUGCCAUAUUCAUAAAUUA